CAAUCCACGGUCCGUCCGCUGCAGAAUGCUUCCCUUGACGAUCCUUGUUCAAAACUUAAUGCAGCUGCUUUACAUCGUCUUUGCGAACCUCACCAAGCACCCCUUGAGAUUAAUCAACUAGUAGCUAUUCGCUUUGCGAUUUCUGAAUAUUUCGCACUCGAGCAUUCGGCUCAAGAUACAUAUGAACGCAUUCGCAGAUUUGCAGGACAUUGUUUCGUUGGAGAUGCGAACGAGAUACCCCGUUACUACCAAAUAGAACGCCUCAUUGCUGAAUUUACUGGAGUCGAGUCCAUCGAACACGACAUGUGUCCAGAGUCUUGUGUAGCUUUCACAGGGCCAUUCUCUUACAUUGAACAUUGCCCCAUCUGCGGUCACUGUGAUCGUUAUGACGCUAUCAAGCUGUGA
Suillus discolor is the source of this 405-nucleotide messenger RNA. RefSeq lists its product as uncharacterized. The transcript has a single exon. The record is from RefSeq and is a predicted model, not a curated record. The annotation marks the transcript as partial. NCBI's taxonomy places the organism in Eukaryota, Fungi, Basidiomycota, Agaricomycetes, Boletales, Suillaceae.